AUGACUUCUACACCAGUUCAAAAGUCGGUCCCACUCACAUGUUCAGGCCACACCCGACCAGUAGUCCAUCUCGAAUUCUCCGACUUGCAGGAUGACGGCACAUACUCCCUCCUCUCCUCCUGCAAAGAUGGCAAUCCCAUGCUUCGGGAUUGGCUCGGAGACUGGGUUGGAACCUUCCUUGGACACAAAGGUGCUGUUUGGUGUGGCAAGUUAUCUGGUGGUGAUGCAUCCAUCGCUGUUACUGGAUCUGCUGAUUUUAGUGCGAAAGUGUGGGACACCUUCGCGGGCGACUGUUUGCACACUUUUCCGCACAACCAUAUUGUGCGAACAGUGGCUAUCAAUGGGGAAGGGAAGAGAGUUGUUACAGCUGGACAUGAGAAGAAGUUGCGAUUGUUUGAUUUGAAUCGUCCGGAUGCGGAGGCGCAACUUUUUAGUAUCGGCGAAGGGGGGUUGGCGCAUGAAGGUGUGAUUAAAUCUUCUGUUUGGCAUAGAGGUCCCGCAGGAGAGAGUACAGUGGUUAGUGCAGGGGAGGAUAAGGUGAUUAGAUGGUGGGACACUCGAACACUCUCCAAGACUCACGAAAUGUCUUUUUCGGAUCCUAUUACUUCUAUGGAACGCUCAUCCGGCAUCUUGGGCGAACUCCUCACCGUAACCAGCGGUAAGGAAGUUUACUUCAUCGACGCACUAACCCGCGAAAUGAGGAAAAAACACACACUCCAAGUCCCAGUCUCAUCAGCAUCACUCCACCCAACUCUCGCAGAUAGAUUUGUAGCAGGGAGCAGCGGAGACGGUUGGGUCAGAAUAUUCGAUUUCGAAUCAGGGAAGGAAAGAGAGUUGCACAAGGGUCAUCAUGGUCCUGCUCACGCAGUCAGUUAUUCUCCGGACGGUGAAUUGGCAGCUAGUGGAAGUGAAGACGGGACUAUUAGACUUUGGCAGACUUGGCCUAGUAAGAAGUAUGGAUUGUGGACGUGA
This is a messenger RNA of Ustilago hordei, 972 nucleotides long. RefSeq lists its product as uncharacterized. Gene Ontology annotation, biological process: spliceosomal snRNP assembly. The record is from RefSeq and is a predicted model, not a curated record. NCBI's taxonomy places the organism in Eukaryota, Fungi, Basidiomycota, Ustilaginomycetes, Ustilaginales, Ustilaginaceae. Bases 1 to 972 code for a protein of 323 amino acids. Gene Ontology annotation, molecular function: RNA binding; protein binding. Gene Ontology annotation, cellular component: SMN complex. The transcript has 2 exons.